Messenger RNA from Suillus plorans, 1350 nucleotides. RefSeq lists its product as uncharacterized. The record is from RefSeq and is a predicted model, not a curated record. The transcript has 2 exons. NCBI's taxonomy places the organism in Eukaryota, Fungi, Basidiomycota, Agaricomycetes, Boletales, Suillaceae. The coding region runs from base 1 to 1350 and encodes 449 amino acids.
AUGCAACUUGAAUCCCCUGAUGAGGAUUUACCUGCAAUCCAAGUGUCUUUGAAUGAAUUUGUCUCAGCUGCAGAACAGAUGUUCAUACCUGAUCAACUAGACAAUUUUCUUCGCUUUGUCCUGGCUGGACGCCUUCAAUACCACAACAAGCUUGCCCGUAUAUUUAUCAAUGCCAGACAAGGAGCCUCUGCACCUCCCAUGUCUCAAUAUCAAUUGUACAGAGACAUUGACUCUGUUAUAGGCAUCACCCGGGAUCUACCUUUCCAAUUGCCUUUGGCCAUCUUUCCCUUGGCGUCAUUCCGUGAUGCUCUUACUGAAGACAAUCAUUUAAAAUGCCCUCUAUCUUGUCCCAAGGUAUGUGGGUUCAGUUCAUAUGUCCAGUAUUUUGACAAACACACCUUCAAGGAUGUUAUUGGCAUCCCACUUCACCGAAUUCCCAACAUGGCUUUGGGGAAAGCAGAUCGACGUCAUAUCACCCGUAUCUUCUUUCCUCAAUUAUAUCGCCAAGGACAAAGUCCUGCCAUUCCUCCAGAAACAAUGACUGUCAUCUAUGAAAAGUGCCUUAGACCUGCCGUUGUGGGUCUCAACCCCGUUGAUCGAAGCCGAUGGCCUAUCACAUAUUCAACUGCCAUGAAUUUGUACCGCGAUCAAAAGGGAAAAUUUCACUUUGGCACGGUGGAUUUCCCAUCUAAUCUCUUGGACAAGCUGGGGCCCAAACUUCUGGAAAUGUUUCAGAUGCAAGAUGGACUACACGGCACAUUCUUUGUUCAUGAGCUGCGAGGAACAAAAGGUGCAUCUCACCAUGAUCCAUCCAAUGCAGGCGCUAGACAUGCCGCUCUCAAUGCUGUAUUUCAUUUGUUUGACAUGUCACUGGUCAGGCCUGAGGACUGGGUGGUCGAUAUUGGACUAGAAAUUCAACACGAAGGACACAUUGAUAUCUUUCAUUCACUGGAUCUCCACUGCAUUUUCAGUCAAAUUCAAUAUCGAAUUAUUGACGAUGCCGAUUGGCAUAACCUGGUAUUCGAACGCUACUUUCCACCCAAAGGAGGACCAGUUGCUAAUGCUCUUCAGCACUUUCCAUCGGCGUCAUACUAUCGGCAAUGGCAAACUCUUAUGGAUGGGCUUGAUAAAGACCAUGCGGAGAUCAUUCAGAAUCACCACUUGCAGUGGUUUCACCAACUCUACUGGGUACCCCAUCCUGAAAGCGACCGUAUGUGGUCUACCAGAAAAGGCGGUAAGGGAUGGAUAAUGUUACCUCCCGGAGAGCCCAGACAUUGCCCACGCAUAGCCAUCAAUCCAAGAUUUAUAGGCAAAGAUAUGACUGUAGCGCUGGUUGUGGGAACUCCUUAA